AUGGCGCGGCCUAGCCCCUUCCCCGCCCCGCACCCUGGCCCGGUGCACACACCUUACCUUGGCCCGGGCACCUGGCUCAUGCCACGCUGUCCGCCGGGCGUCUUCUCGUCAUGGGGAGCCCGGCAUGGGCGCUGGCGAAGCGGGGAGGCGGCCGAGGUGCUGGCCUGGCCGGCAGGGCCUUGCCGCGCCCCGCGCCCCGGCCUGGCCGGCCCCCUCGGCCGCGCCCAAGAGGAGCUCCCCGCCGAGGCUCGGCCUCCCGUCCCCACGAGCGCCGCUGCGAUUGGUGGAAAGUUCCUGGGCCGCGCCGCGAUUGGCCGUGCCCGGCCCGCCGCCUCCCGCUCUUGGCCCCCACGGGGCUGCCGGGCAGAGGGUCUCCUGGCCACCGCCACCUGCGCCGGCUACUCGGAGGACCGCUGCGGCUAGAGCGGCAGCGGCCUGACCCAGGAGCCGGGCAGCGUGGGGCAGCUGUCCCUGGCCUGUUCGGAGGGCACGAUCCAGUGGCUGUACCCGGCCGGGGCGCUGCGCCUGACCCUGGCCAGCUCCGACUCCCGACUCCCGCAGGCGCUCCAGCCCGCCUGCCUGCGCCGGGCGCGGCCCUUUGCAAGCGCGCCAGUCUUCGUGGAGAGGCGGGCGGGCGGCGCCCUGGAGCUGUUGCUGGCCGGGGGUUUGGGCCCAGCGCGGGGCCGAUGCGUGCGCUGGGGUCCCCGUGAGCGCCGGGCCCUCUUCCUGCAGGCCGCCCCACACCCAGAUAUCAGCUGCUGCGUGGCCUCCUUCCGCUUUGAAAUGCACGAGGACAGGUAUCCAGAACUGCCUUCACAGGCCCACGGUCUUGGUGCUGAUGGUGCCUGCAGGCCCUGCAGUGACCCUGAGCUCCUGCUGGCUGCGUGCACCAGCGACUUUGUGAUCACUGGAACUAUCCACAGGGUUGGCCACGACACAGAGCUGCAGGAGUCUGUUACCGUGGUGGCGGCUGCCCAUGUCCUCUGACAGACACUGCUGCUGUUCGGGGGUGGGGGGUGGGUGUCCGGGGGCUGCAUGCAGGCCUCCAUUCACACGCCGCUGCACUUCAGUGUCUGGACCGGCCCCGGCCCCUUCCUCUUCAUGGGCUGGAGCCACUUUGGUGAGGCCUGGCUAGGCUGUGCACGUCGCUUCCAGGAAUUCAUCUGUGCCUAUGUGGCUGCCCACACCAAUCACCUCUGCCCCGUGAGGUGGCCCUGGACUGAGGGGCCUGGGAGCAGGGCACUGAGGAGGGGCUGGUCGAGGGGGAGUAGGGAGGGUUUGCCUCCAGGUGGUACCAGCUGCUUCUGAGGUGAGAGUGAUAACCAAUGAGAACACUGAUUUCCUUAGCCAGCGUAGAUGGAGUGUCCCAUGCCUGAGCUGGCCCUUACCUCCUCUGAGCCCCCACAGCCCUGGGAACUGCUCUGAUUUCUGCUGCAGAGUAGGACACUGAGGCUCAGGGCAGUGGUGCCUUGUCUAAGGCCACCCAGCUAGUGAGUGGGAGAGUGGCCCAGGCCUAUGCCUUGGGGAGGAGCUGCUGCUUGGCCUGGAGGGAAGCAGGGAGCCUCCCCUCCAUGUGGGAGUGGGAGUGGAAAAGGGCUGUAACUCCCAAGGUCUGAGGUGGGUGUGGUCCCUUACUGGGGGGCAGGUAGGCAGACACCACUCCUAGCCUGUGAGGGAAGGGGGGUGCAAUCUGGCAGGGUGCUAGACUUCUCACUGUAGUCCGCUGGGAGCCCAGCAGAGUCAUCCUGGCCCCAUCCCAGCCUCGGGGAAGAAUGGGCCCCUCUGUCUGGAGGGCCCUGCGGUGUGCAGAGCAUCCCUACAUGGCUGGAAGCCUCGGGGAGUGGGGUCUCCCCUGUAGGGCCAGGCAUGUUGCCCAUUUCUGGAGGGCAGGGGCAUACGAUGGGGUCUCUAAGGAACCUUUCCUGCCACUGGCCCUAUUGUUGCUGCCUCUGCUUUCCUCCUCAGCCUCAGCCACACAAAAGGCCAAUGCAGUUUGGGACAAAGCCCAGGGCCCUGAGGCUGAAUGCCCCUGGGGUGGGGGUGCAUGCAGGGGCUCCUAAACUGGGGACAAGCUGCCUCUGCUCACCCCAACCCCACAACUCCCAAGAGAGCCAAAGCUCAGGUUGUGGUGGGGGGAUGCAUGGGCUGAUGCGCUUAGGCCCAGCAGCAGCGUCCCAUCCUUACCUGCUAGUCUACACUAAGAAGGGGCUGACAGUGAGGACGGAGGCCAGAGGCCGUGUCAUCUUUUAGGCAGGAACUGAGGCAGGGCCCCUUCUUCCAAAUUUGGCUGACAAUUAUGGGUAGGGGAGGUAGGCUCCUGUGGGUUUCUGCCCACCUGCCCCUGCUGAAGUUCACUGCUGCUCCCUUCUUCCUGAACUCCCAAAUAUGGGGUGCUCCGUGCUCAGGCACUAGACCUCUCCUCCUCACUGUUAAUAUUCUCUCACUGGAGAGCUGGACCAGCCUUGUGGCUUUAAAAACCAUCAGGAUGUUGAUGACCCUACAUUUUGAUCUCCAGCCUGGACCUCUUCCCUGGUCUGCAGACGGCUGUCUCCCCAUCUGCCCCCUUCCCCUCACCAAAGAGUAUCUUAGCAAAGAGCAGAGGAGAUGAGUGUACACUCCUGAUCCCCCUCCUGUUGGGAGGUUUUUGCACUGUCCAGAUGGGCCCCAAGGACGGCUUCCUCUCGAGGGCUAAGCAGCAUC
Messenger RNA from Zalophus californianus (California sea lion), 2700 nucleotides. RefSeq names its product meteorin, glial cell differentiation regulator (gene METRN). Gene Ontology annotation, biological process: positive regulation of axonogenesis; glial cell differentiation. Gene Ontology annotation, molecular function: hormone activity. NCBI's taxonomy places the organism in Eukaryota, Metazoa, Chordata, Mammalia, Carnivora, Otariidae. The record is from RefSeq and is a predicted model, not a curated record.